AUGGGCAAUCGCAGGAUCGUUGUUUCCAUUGAUUUUGGAACGACCUACUCAGGUGUCGCCUGGGCUGAUACAUCUCGGCCUGAAGUUCAACAUGUCGUGACAGAAUGGCCUUCAAUUGACUCGACCAAGAGCAGUCCAAAGGUACCAACUGAACUUCGGAGGAUAGCUACCGGGUGGCAGUGGGGCUUUCAAAUACCCGAAUCUGCGAAGAGAAGUAAAUACUUCAAGCUGAAAUUGGAUGAUCCAGUUCCAACCAGCAAAGAUGAAGACUCGGCAAAGGACCUGACCAAGGUCUACCUUUCAUGUUUGCACGCACAUUUCAUCACUGUCCUUGAAAAGCGACUUGGCCCGAGUGUGGUCAGAUCGACCCCCAUGGACUUCGUUGUGACGGUCCCAGCCAUCUGGUCACCCAAGGCGAAGCAAUCGACUGAGCAAGCCGCAGCUAUGGCGGGAUUCUGUGGUAACCAGAGAAUCCAGCUUAUCUCAGAACCGGAAGCGGCAGCAUUAUAUACACUCAAAACCCUUAGCCCUUCUACAUUACAAGUGGGCCGGAAGUUUGUUGUCUGUGAUGCGGGCGGCGGUACCGUCGACUUGAUCUCAUAUCAAGUAACAAAAAUAGGUAGAGUUGAAGUGAAAGAAGUCACAGAGGGUACAGGCGGUAAAUGCGGCUCCUCCAUGCUGAAUAUGCGCUUUCGUCGGCAUUUGAAACAAACACAUGGCGAUAAGUACUGGACUGAUGAAAGACUUGUGCCUGCUAUGAACGAGUUUGAGUCGUUCAAAAAGACCUUUACUCCAAAAGGCGAACCCUUGACUCUCAAAGUCGAUGCCAGUCUUGGUCUGAAACGAAAUCGAUACACAAUGUCGCAGGAUGAUAUGAAGACUAAAAUCUUUGAGCCCAUCAUGAAGGACGUUGUGUGUCUCAUCAAGGAACAGAUCAAGAUGGCGGGAGAUGGCGUUGCUGCUGUAAUUAUGGUUGGAGGAUUUGGACAAAGUCGCUAUCUGAAGUCCCGGGUGCGAGAUGCCAUUUCAAGUCGUACGGACGUUUUACAACCUGAAAGUGGCUGGACGGCGGUGGUGAAGGGUGCCGCAAUGCAUGGACUUCAUCGAUACCAGCCUGCGGGAACUCGAGUAGAGGUCGCAUCUCGAAUUGCAAGAAGAUCGUACGGAACGUGUUUGAUGGCAGCAUACGACAUGAUGAAACACAACCCCAGAGAAGCGUUUUGGUCUGAAAAAGAACAAGUGACUGUUGUCUCGGAGAUGUGCUGGUUCAUCCAGAAGGGCGAGUCCUAUCCAGAAGGCAAACCCUCAAGGAUAGAGUAUCAAUGCGAUCUCCCAGUAACAGUUGGCCAUUUGCCACAAACGGAAAUCGACAUAUAUAGCAACAAUGAUGACGGAAAAGCCCCGAUCCAUCUAGACGGAUCCACUCAGCACAUUGGAACACUCUCGCUUGACUUGAGGAAGAUACCCGAAGCAGUAAAGAGGACCGCGAAGAUAAGACGUAUGGGAUGGCAUCGAUACUAUUGCCUAGAAGGCGCCAUUGAAGCCGUAUACGGAUCAGCGGAAAUCACAUAUUCGGUAAAACUUGGAGGAAUAACACACGAUAUGAUCAGUUAUCACGAUGCCCCAUGCACCAUGGCUGGCAAUCUUCAUCUCAGAGCGGUACUUUCUGAUCAUGGCCAACAGGCCGGGGACUUUGCUGCCGGACCUCCUCCAUCAACCUUAGCUGCACAGCUGGUUGAGAAUAUUUCGGCGUCCACCAAGUCUUCCAAAUCAGAUGAGAACAGUGAACUCAAAGGUUUCUUUGCUAUCAUACAACGCGUCAAGGAUAAUCCAACACUUUUGAAAACGUUGGAAGAUCGGGUCGAGCAUAACCAUAUGCUAAUUUACGUUUAUUCAAGAGCCGUUCUCGAAGGUAUUCGGUUAGACGAUCCUUUCCUUGACCGGGCACAAGUGCGGACAGAGGGUCUCAAAGCAAUCAAUUUUCUUAAAUUCUCUAUUAAAGAAACGCCCGCGGUGCUCAAAUACACAGUUGAUGGCCAAGAGUAUAUGUUCCGGGGGCGAGAACCAUUAUGGGUCUGGCUUCUUCCUCAACUGCUAAGACUUCUUGGCCACGCCCAAUGCCUUGAACUCACAGAAGCCAUUGAAGGCUUGCUGCAGUAUACGAUGCUGACAGUAGCACAAAAUUGGAGUUUGUGGGACAUAGCUCCUGCGUUUCUCUUCUAUUUGCGCACAAUUACCUCUCAUACACUACACCAGCUUCAAGAUCCUUUGGUUGUGCCUUCCGUGGAAGAAAGUUUCAGAGGGCUUUCUCUGCCUCCCGAACUCGCUCUCAGCCAAUAUGUCGACAAAGGCUCGCCUUUGGUCAACCAACUUACAUAUUCUGUUGAUCGGAUAUCACAGGUUCUACAACAACUGAUUAGCUUCUGCAAAGUAGUGGCCUAUCCUCUUAUAUCCACAGAUGAGGCCUUUGACACUGUGACCUCCUUCUCGGAGAAUGCAGUAUGGCUGAUUGAUGCCUUAGGGGAUAUGCGAACUGUUCAGAUUCGUUACGGUCACGCAUUCCCAGCCUCUUCGCUCCAUGUCCUUCAAGUGACUCUAAAAAUUGAGCGAGCGUUGUCGAAAAAGAAAGGCAUAAGCGCUUCCGUUCACAAGAAAGCUGUCACUCUCAUGAUCUUGCUUUGUGGCCAGAUAGCAACAAGCUCCAAUGCCUCAUCUAUGCUAGACUCCACCGAAGGGGAGAAUCGCCGUAUUUACUGUUUAGCUCUCGCUGUCAUCACAGCAGCAUCUAUCGAAGACAGGUCAAUAGGUCGCUUGGCGAUCUCCAGCCUUGUAGAUGAGUCUUCAAUGUUCUACUCAAAGAUGUCUGAAGGAACAGAUAUCUGGAGAGCAACACAGACAUUACGAGAGGUCAAUGCUAAUGCAGGACCGAAAUCUCUCAGCACGAGUAUGCAUCCCUCAAACUUUGAAGACGAAGAGCUACGUGGGGCGAUUGAGGCUUUGUCUCUGAUAUAUGACGCUCCCGAAACAAAUUCACAAGACCGAUCCAAACGUCGAAAAGUAUCGCAGGCAGGUUCUAGCCGUAUGAGUGCCUUGGUGACCUCCUUGGGAGAUAGCUUUGGUAUCAUGGAUAUUGACGACAACUUUCAGAACAUCGAGCAACCAAUUUUGGAUGCGUUCCCAGUAAUCGACGAGUUACAUCAGUGUCUCGCGCUUGACUUACUAUCACGGAUAUCAUGCCUAGCCGACAGUGAAGACAGACCAUCCGAUAAGGAAAGCGCAACAACUGCAGAAGCGCGGUGUUCUAUCUGUGAAAUGAACGCUUCUCCGACUCGCUCGACAUCACACGAAGCAGUCCUUCUCAAGUCUCGAGUCGAAGCACUAUUCACCAAAUUGAUUCGACUCCCUAGUCUUGCUGAGUCGAGGCGACCGCGGGUUGCUGCGAUGAUGGCAUUGAGGCGGGUAAUUCUACACUGUGAUGAUGCUGAAUUACUUAACCUGGAAACCUCUGGACUGGGUCAAUGGUGUCUUCAAUCUCUGAACAGCUCAGUGAGGGAACUUCGAAUAGCUGCAGGAAGAGUCCUGGCAACUUUCUCUUUGGGCAGGAUUGAAACAGUCCUUUCGAGCAUGGUUCUCCUGGCUCGCCCAGUGGAAGAGAAUGGUGCCAAGAAUAACCGUAUGGGCCAAGCUCAGGGUCGAUCUGUACAUGGCGACUUAUACUCAGGUGCAACAGACCAAACUUCGUCAAUGAAACGCCAGGACUUGAUCUCACGCAAUAGAAAAAACUCAAUUGCUUUCUUAAAGUCAAUUUCGGAUAACAACCAGCCUCACCUGACCGAAACGUUCAUCAUGGCGUGGGGCCAACUAGGAACUGUUGUCUGGGAGCACGAGCUCAAUUUGGUUCUCAUCAAGCUUUUGGAAUAUCUUGGAAGCAGUAACAACAUUGUUUCAGCCUUCGCUUUUAAUGAGCUCCUGAACCUGGCUGAUGCCCGCAGAGUAACACCGCGCCGCCUAUUUGAACCCUUCUGGCCAAACUUGGCAUACAUGGUCACCAAGGAUAUGGUUCAGCGUCCUCAAAUGAGCCGGACUAUCGCGGAGUUACUACAAGUGUCUGUCAACGAAUUGCUCCUCUUGAUUCAAACACACGCACUGCCAUGGCUUGUGCUUGACAAACAAAAGGAUGUUAUCCAAAAGAUUGCGGAGGCGCGGCGGGAGUCAGAGAUCUGGCUCCCCUUGAUUGACCCUGCCAAUUUGGCUGCCACACUUGCUUUACUUCUAGUACAGGACGUUGAAGACAUCGCCAGUUUCGCAAAAUCGCGUCUUGAUGAGCUAUCCGCGCAUUUUCAGCUUGAACCCCUUGCCAAUUUACUCCAAGUGGAGCCUGUCCUCACAGUUAUAGAGCUAUUAAAGGCAGCUGGCGAUGCGGAUGAAACGAGAAAGGCGCUGGUUCGGAAAGCUCUGGAUACCAUGGCUAAGAUGCUGCUGCCGGAAAGCAAAGAGACCCGGUCUAAGAAGGGGGACCAUGCUGCUCGGUACAUCCAUUCUAAUCUUCUCGGUCUCAUGGCAUGUCUCUUUGAUGUAAUCAAUGAUCCGAAUCUUCCAGAACCAGAACGCCGACGGUACAUUCGAGCCAUGGAAGAGAUGAUUAAAGUAUCAAAGGGCUAUGCAAGCACUGCUAGACCUCAGAUUUCUGCUUGCUUGCUCUCCACACUGGCACAAGACGCUUUGAGAGAAGCCAGCUUUUCAUGUUGGGCGUCAAUGCUCACUCAUCUUGACGAAGAAGACGUUGAAGCAUUGCUGGAGACAACCUUCUUCGUCAUUACCCGUUAUUGGCCUUCUUUGAACGAGUCAACGGCUUUACUUGCUCAACAGAUGCUCAAGUCGCUGGUCAGCGAAUCUGAAAAGCUUGUCGCAAAAUACAUUGUCAAGCUGCCCUCCCUUCGGCAUAUCCCUGAGCUGAGGGAUCUCGAGACCAAGCUGGAUCAACUUAGACCAGCAAUACUCACAGUUGAAGAAGUUCUGGAAGCCUUUGCUGAGAGGAUAUCCCAUGAAAACUCUGGUGUUGCCCUCCAAGCAUUGGCAGAACUGAUCCAAUUUCUUCAAGAAAACCGAGAUGUACUCCACACUUCUGAUGUUAGUCUACAAUCAGAUACUGGUGCUGUGGCACUUAUGCGAUCUCUCCUUGACUGUGCAUGCAAGUACAGUGGCUUUCCAGGGGACAUAGCGCGAUUAUGUACAGAAGCUAUGGGACUGAUAGGUUGUCUGGAUCCCAGUAAGAUCGAAACCGUGAGAGAACAGCGAUCGAUCGUUAUCUUGAACAAUUUCGUGAAUAACGAAGAGACAACCGACUUUGUUUGUUUUCUUCUGGAAGAGGCACUUGUGCCAGCCUUCUUAUCCACGACCGAUGUAAUGUUCCAGGGGUUCCUGUCUUUUGCAAUGCAGGAGCUUCUGGAUAGGUGCGACCUCAAAGCUGCAAACGCCAUGCAAGGGACCGGGAUGGUGGGCGGCAACGACAUCUAUCGAAAAUGGAUUGCGAUGCCCGAAGCCAUUCGAGAAGUAGUGACCCCUUUCCUAGCUUCUCGAUAUGUCGUUGCCCCGAUGACAUACGCAGAGAUUGAGUAUCCUAUCUUCCGUCCUGGUAGGACUUUUGCAAACUGGCUGAAGCAAUACACCUUGGACCUUCUUCGAAAAGGACAAACACCUUUCGCUGACAUGAUCUUUGAACCCCUUGCGCGCGUUGUUCGUGUCAAGGAUCUCUCCAUUGCAGAAUUCAUCCUUCCCUACAUAGUAUUGCAUACUCUGCUUGGGUCGCGAACUUCUCAAAAGGAGAGAGAGAAUGUCCUUGGCGAGCUUCUUGCCAUUCUAAAGUAUCAGCCUGCUGAGGGGGCGUCAUAUCUGGAGAAAGAGGACAUGAAGCGAUACUGUCAUGGUGUUUUCCGCAUUGUCGACUAUGCAAUGAGAUGGAUGCAAACUAAGCGCGCAGCUGGUCGGCUCAGUGAACUUGACAAGGAAAGGCUGACUCAGGUACAAGAAGCUCUUGAUAUGAUUCCGGCCGAGUUGAUUGCACAAAGGGCUGUAGAUUGCAACGAGUACGCCCGAGCCCUUUUCCAUCUGGAGCAGCAUGCCCAAAAGAUGGAACAAAGAAAGAGAGAGCCAGGAGAACGCACCCGCCUCUUGGAAAAACUCCAAGACAUAUACGCCAAUGUUGAUGAGCCUGAUGGACUUGAUGGAAUUUCAGCUCAUCUACAAGUUCUUGACAUAAAUCAACAAAUCCUAAGUCAUCGUAAGGCAGGUCGAUGGACUGCUGUACAGAACUGGUACGAGAUGCAAUUGGCCGAGGAUCCUUCUAAUACAGACGUGCAAAUCGACUUGCUUCAUUGCUUGAAACAGGCUGGCCAGCAUGAAGUGUUAUUGAACCAUAUCGAAGGUAUGCAUACCAAUGCAUCUACGGACAACAAGAUUAUGCCUUAUGCAGUAGAGGCAGCAUGGGUGACAGGGAGGUGGGAGAGCCUAUCCAAGUUCACCAAACGAUUCCAUGGUGAUUUCAUCGAGGAUUUCAACGUUUCGAUCGCGACCGUCUUCGAAAAACUAAUGACCAAGAACGAACCAGCGGAGUUGACUUCGAUCAUGAACGAUAUCAGGGUCAAAAUAUCGUCUUCGAUGAAUGUCGCAUCCACGUCUUCACUUCAAGCCUGCCACGACCUCCUUCUCAAAGCUCAUGUCCUCACAGACUUGGAGAUCAUUGUGGGCACAAAGCCAGGGUACGAAGUAGCCCGGCAGAAGACCAUGGCCCUGCUGGACAGGAGGCUCGAGGUUAUAGGUGCUUACAUGAACGACAAGCAAUAUCUUCUUGGUAUCCGCCGUGCUGCCAUGGAGUUGCGCCGGCCAACAUUUACUGAUAUGGAUAUCUCCAGAUUAUGGCUUUCAAGUGCACGGCUUGCACGAAAAUCUAAUUCAUUACAUCAAUCCUUCAACGCUGUGUUGCACGCCUCGAAGUUAGGCGAUGACGCGGCGACUAUUGAGAAUGCUAAGCUUCUAUGGAGAGAAGAUCAGCAUCGAAAGGCCAUUCAGGUUCUGCAGGGAGCAAUCAAGAGCAACAAGUUCAUGACGCAGACGGGAUCAAAUACCUUCACGAACACUAGUAAACUGAGUCCACAGGAGAAGCUCUUGACGGCCCGGGCACAACUGCUCCUUGCUAAAUGGCUCGACAGCGCCGGGCAGACGCAUGCUGGUGCCCUGCGUGAGAGAUAUCAGCAGCCACCAAAAACAUUCUCGACGUGGGAGAAGGGACACUACUAUCUCGGCCGACAUUACAAGAAGAUUUUCGAAGCGGAAAAGCCACUCAAAGCUGAUGAUCAGAGUGACAACUACAUCACGGGCGAGGUUGCAAGGCUUGUCAUAGAGAACUACGUGCGUUCGCUGAACUCGGGUACCAAGUAUCUUUACCAAACCCUUCCAAGGAUCUUGACUCUCUGGCUUGACCUUGGAGCACAAGUGGAUAAAGCACCAGAAGGAAAAGCAUCGCUUUCCCGUGAGCUUCAUCGAAGGCGUGUUGAACAGCUCAACCUAUUACACUCUUUCCUCGACAAAUACAUUCACAGGCUGCCGGCGUACAUCUUCUACACAGCUCUACCGCAGAUUGUUGCUCGUAUCGCCCAUCCUAAUCCCAACGUGUUCGAUAGAUUGACACACAUCAUUGUCAAGGUUGUUGAGGCUCACCCUCGGCAAGCGCUUUGGAGUCUGAUUGGCAUUAUGACAACUAGACAGGUGUCAGAACGAAAAGCACGUGGCACUCAGAUUCUUCAGACACUCAGAAACAUAUCUAAGAAAGUGGAUGGCUCGUCGACCGACUUCAAGCACCUGCUUCGGAUGGGCGAGAAACUCGCUGAGCAGCUGCUUUUGGCAUGUCAGAACGGAGACUUUCGUGGGAACAAGACUGUCCACGCUAGUCUGAGUAGAGAUCUUAGAUUUCACCAUAAAUGCACCCCAUGUCCUUUGGUUGUACCUGUUGAAAGCUCCCUGACGGCAACGCUACCGGCGGUAUCAGAAUUUGUCAAGAAGCACAAAGCUUUCUCCAGGGAUGUGGUUACCAUUGAUUCUUUCUUGGACGAUGUAUUGGUGCUCAGCUCUCUAGCCAAGCCAAGGCGACUCACGGCGCGAGGCAGCGACGGGAAGAACUACAUGCUUCUCAUCAAGCCCAAAGAUGAUUUGCGAACUGACCAGCGCCUUAUGGAGUUCAACGGGUUGAUCAAUCGGUCGUUGAAACGGGAUGCCGAGUCCAGUCGAAGACAGUUGUAUAUCCGAACUUAUGCUGUGACACCGCUCAACGAGGAGUGUGGAAUCAUCGAAUGGGUUCCGGGCAUUAAGACGAUACGAGAUAUCCUCAUCAACCUUUAUGCUUCUCGAAAGAUCUAUCCUGAUUAUACGGUACUCAAGCAGCUCAUGGACGAAGCAUGUCUUUCUGACGGCAAAACCAGAAUCUUUACCGAUGAGGUUCUGGGAAGAUUCCCUCCUGUGCUUCAGCUAUGGUUCACGCAGCAGUUCCCAAACCCAUCGGCAUGGUUCACUGCGCGACUUAAAUACACACGGUCAUGUGCGGUCAUGUCCAUGGUGGGCACCAUUCUGGGACUUGGUGACAGACAUGGCGAGAACGUGAAUUUGGAGGAGGGUAAUGGUGGAGUGUUCCACGUCGAUUUUAACUGUCUGUUCGACAAGGGUCUGACAUUUGCAAAACCCGAACGAGUGCCGUUCCGGCUUACUCACAACAUGGUGGCUGCAAUGGGCAUUUAUGGCUACGAGGGGCCAUUCCGCAAGUCUUGCGAGCUGACUCUGAGCAUUCUUCGUCAACAAGAAGAGACAUUGAUGACUAUUCUCGAAGCAUUUAUCUACGACCCAACGCUGGAUCUGCAAAAGGAGAAACGAGCACAUCGAAGGGGGGACGUGGGUGUCAAACUGCAGCCUCAGAGCGUUGUGGACAGUAUCAAGCGAAAGGUCAGAGGAUUGCUUCCAACUGAAAGCAUCCCUCUAGGUGUUGAAGGCCAGGUGGAGGAACUAAUCAAACAGGCGGUUGAUCCUAAGAAUUUGGCAGCAAUGUAUAUAGGCUGGUGUCCGUUCUUGUAA
This is a messenger RNA of Fusarium sp. VM40, 9117 nucleotides long. The record is from the annotation of a GenBank genome assembly. Lineage: Eukaryota; Fungi; Ascomycota; Sordariomycetes; Hypocreales; Nectriaceae.